Molecule: messenger RNA, 694 nt
Organism: Mya arenaria
Lineage: Eukaryota; Metazoa; Mollusca; Bivalvia; Myida; Myidae
Product: transmembrane protein 79-like
Exons: 1
Coding region: 37-597 (186 amino acids)
Biological process (GO): regulated exocytosis
Cellular component (GO): trans-Golgi network membrane; lysosomal membrane
Source: RefSeq, a predicted model, not a curated record
UGUUAAACUUUAUAUAGUUCAGCAUUAAAACCAAAUAUGUCGAAUCAAGGUUCUAGUGUCAAGUUAGCCAGACCGGAAGACAUUUCAACAGUUCGACGAGGGAUUAUUCGCGCAAUUGUUGUAAUUAUCGUGGUGUUUCCACUUGGAUAUAUGUUCACACCAACGCGGGGCAUCCAGCUGAAUUCUGUCGUUGAACGGCUCGUAUUCACGCUACAAUGGCAGGCGUUGUCCAUGUUGACUCUCGUCUACGGAAUACACGGGGUUGGCAGCAGGCGGGCAGGCACUGCAGCCAUGGACCCAAUUACAGGCAACAGCGAGGACGUUGUGAAAUUCGAGGCCAAAUUUCUACAGAACACUAUUGAACAGCUUAUCCUGAGCAUUUUUGGUCAGCUUGUAUUGUGUACCCAUCUCACGGAUUCAACGCCACGGGUUAUUCCCGUGCUUGUCUGUCUGUUCGUCGUAGGGAGGGUGCUAUUCUGGAUUGGUUACAAGAAAGCGCCGUUGGAAAGAGCCACUGGAUUUGCAAUGACAUUCUUUCCUAGUCUGAUUGUUAAUUUUGUAAAUGUAGUGUUUCUCGUUUAUAAUUUGACAUACUAAUUGCAAAAGUAACUCGCCUAUUAUAAUAAUUUAUAAAAAUGCCCCAACAUCCGGGACGAUCAUAAUAUGAAUAUGUAAUUAAAUAUAUUAUCGUUAA